Molecule: messenger RNA, 1166 nt
Organism: Pongo pygmaeus (Bornean orangutan)
Lineage: Eukaryota; Metazoa; Chordata; Mammalia; Primates; Hominidae
Product: protein WFDC10B
Exons: 4
Coding region: 586-993 (135 amino acids)
Biological process (GO): innate immune response; antibacterial humoral response
Cellular component (GO): extracellular region
Molecular function (GO): serine-type endopeptidase inhibitor activity
Source: RefSeq, a predicted model, not a curated record
UAGAGACAGGGUUUCGCCAUGUUGGCCAGGCUGGUCUCGAACUCCUGACCUCAGGUGAUCUGCCUGCCUUGGCCUAUUUGAUAGUUUCUGAAUGGUCUGUUCCAUUCUGUCUUUUCUAGGUUGCUAGGAUGAACAGGAGCCACAAUUUUAUUAUGCUUGGUUAUGUUAUUAGCUUUGGCUAUUAAGUAGUGUCGUGAAUCCCUCCCUCUGUUAUUUGGGCUAAAGCCAUGUCCUUCCAAUGCCCUUUAGGGCUCUCUUUGAUUCUUUUUCCAAUGGCCAUCCCUCCAUUUUUCCAGCCACCCACUAGGUUUCUCAUCAUCCAGGAAUAUUGUGUAUAUUGCUUACAGAGUUUGAUCCUCCCAUCACAUGUCCCCUUUGGUAGUGCCAGGAAUUUUCCCACACUCCAGCAGCCAAUCCCUCUUCUUCUUGUCAGGAGAAGAUAUUCUUGGGGAGUAUUGUGAAAGGGAAGGUUUUGGGACUAGGUUUGGGGCCAUCCCUAGUCCUGCCCAUACCUCAGCUGAUACUCUGGGCAAGGUGUACACCUCUAGCCUGAACUGAGCUCUCGUCCCAACUCUCAGCAUCAUCAUGAUGUUAAGCUGCCUCUUUCUUCUGAAGGCACUUCUUGCUCUUGGGUCCCUGGAAUCCUGGAUAACUGCAGGAGAACAUGGAAGAGGACACCCACCCUCGUACCUGGUCCCUGGCAAGAGGCAGCUCUGCAGGGAAGUCUGUGACUGCCUGGCCAGACUUAGGGCUCAUGCUCUGGUCAGAGUCAUGGCACCCCAGACUCUGCUGCCUGUCCUGGUUCUCUGUGUGCUGCUGCUGCAGGCCCAGGGAGGAUACCGUGACAAGAUGAGGAUGCAGAGAAUCAAGGUCUGUGAGAAGCGACCCAGCAUAGAUCUAUGCAUCCACCACUGUUCAUAUUUCCAAAAGUGUGAAACAAAUAAGAUAUGCUGUUCAGCCUUCUGUGGGAACGUUUGCAUGAGCAUCCUGUGAGUGGGAGAGUGGGCUGAGAUGUGCAUCCUGCUCCCUGAACCCUUCCAUCCGAGACUGUGCCCACAUCCAAAGCACAAGGACAUCAAAUCAUCAGCACAAGAACAUCAACAGGAAUGCCACCCUCCCCACUGUCUGAACUCCCUGUCCCUGUCAAAUAAACCAGAACAAAUGCC